GGCUGCUCGGUCUGUAACCUGACAGAAUCACCGGCUGACUUCUCUUAUUCUCGGAAGUUAUCCGCAGAGACAAUACUCAUGGCUGGUCCUUUGUGGAGGGCUACAGCCUUUAUACAGAGACACAGGACAGGACUGUUGGUGGGGUCCUGUGCGGGCCUGUUUGGGGUUCAAAUCUCAUUUCACCUCUUCUCAGAUCCCAUAGUCCAAUGGCUGUACCAGUACUGGCCUCAGGGCCAACCGGCUCCUCUUGCCCCUCAGCUGCAGAGCCUCUUCCAGGAGGUGCUACAGGACAUGGGUGUCCCCUCAGGUCAUCACUACAAGCCUUUCACCGCCUUUACUUUUCAGCCUGUGAGUGCUGGCUUCCCAAGAUUUCCUACCGGGGCCAUGGUGGGAAUCCCUGCCAUCUUCCUGGGUGGCUCUGUGACCACCAUUGACCGUACUGUGAUCAUACAUGGGCAAAGAGUGAAUUGGCAAAGCCCAGCAGGUGCCAGGCUGAGAGACGCCCUGACCCUGUCUCAUAAUGCUCAGAAGUUUGCCUUAGCCAAAGAGGUGGUAUACCUGGAGAGCAAUGCGGCUACCUUACAGGCCCUGCCAGCCCCAGCUUGCCUAGCAGGAACCUGGGUACUAAGUGUGGGUAUCAAGCAUGCCCUGGGGCUCUAUAGAGGCCCCCUGGGCUUUCGAGCUGCCUUCAACUUGGUGGCAGCAGUGGCAGGCUAUGUGGUCUACGCCUUCUGCAAGGACUCGCUCACUGUUGCCCUGGAAGGCUGGCUGGACCGCCACACCGCCUCUCUGUCUGCAGCCUAUGCCCAGGGUGGAGUGGAAUUCUAUGAGAAGAUCCUGUCAGGCAACCUAGCCCUCCGAAGCCUUUUGGGCCCACAAGGGGAGAAACUGUACACACCAAGUGGAAACAUUGUCCCCGGACACUGGUUCCGCAUCAAACAUUUACCCUACACCACCCGCCGGGACUCUCUACUACAGAUGUGGAGGGGGACGCUCAACCCAGGGCGCUCCUGAGACGCCAGUCAACAGGGCGCUCCUGACUCACAUAGGCACCACCCUGUGAUGAAUUCUGGGGGAAUCUUUGGAUAUGGCUGCACCCACAGCCCAAGGUCAGAACAGUGACCAUCUUUGGAGUUAAACAGCUCAGUUCUGUCCUCAUCAUGAGUGAACUUGGUGGCUGUGGGUGAGUCCCUAAAUGAAUCUGAGUCUCGUUUACCUCAGCUAUGAAGUGGGAAGGAUUGAUUGCAGGGCCGAAUGAGAUUGGGAGGCUGAGGGCCUGGUAGAGAGCAACGUAAAUAAACAGGGUGUUCGUUCUUCGUGGUCUCUGAAUGCCAGUGGGCUGUGGAUGUCAGCCUGAGUCAGCACCAGACUCGUUUCUGGUACAUCAACCCUCUCCUACAGUGGAGAACCACCCCGAUCCUGAUGUCAAAUAGCUAACUUAGACCUAGACCUUAAUCCCUCA
Peromyscus eremicus (cactus mouse) is the source of this 1462-nucleotide messenger RNA. It is a transcript of the gene Tmem177, whose product is annotated as transmembrane protein 177. The coding region runs from base 79 to 1014 and encodes 311 amino acids. The transcript has a single exon. Lineage: Eukaryota; Metazoa; Chordata; Mammalia; Rodentia; Cricetidae. The record is from RefSeq and is a predicted model, not a curated record.